This is a messenger RNA of Hypanus sabinus (Atlantic stingray), 1563 nucleotides long. It is a transcript of the gene aida, whose product is annotated as axin interactor, dorsalization associated. Bases 155 to 1075 code for a protein of 306 amino acids. The record is from RefSeq and is a predicted model, not a curated record. The transcript is spliced from 11 exons. Gene Ontology annotation, molecular function: phosphatidylinositol binding. Gene Ontology annotation, biological process: determination of ventral identity. Gene Ontology annotation, cellular component: membrane. Lineage: Eukaryota; Metazoa; Chordata; Chondrichthyes; Myliobatiformes; Dasyatidae.
UCCACACACAGCUCAGAUGGGCUUGGUCACUGGCCGGGUUUGGUACUGGUUGGAGUGUGUGACUUGAUAAUGUUACUUUGGGACUAGUUUAUAACCCGAGCCCAGAUGUUAACCCGAUAUCUUUUGGGACCAUAAUAUUUGUGCAUUUCUUAAAAUGACUGAUAUUAAUAAAAUGAUUCAAAAAUGGCACGCAAGUUUCAAAAAGGGUACAGACUUCGAUUCCUGGGGACAGUUAGUGGAAGCUAUCGACGAGUACCAAAUAUUAGCCAGGCAUUUGCAGAAGGAAGUGCAGUCAACGGCCAGUUCUUCUGAACUCUCAGAGGAUCAAAAGAAAACACUCAGCAAAAUAGCAACAUGUCUUGAAUUAAGAAGCACGGCUCUACAGACAACACAAUCUCAGGAAGCAUUCAAAUUGGAAGAUUUGAAGACACUAGAACCAAUUUUAAAGAACAUUCUUUCUUAUAACAAAGAUUUUCCUUUUGAUGUUCAACCUGUCCCUAUAAGGAAAAUCUUGGCACCUGGAGAAGAGGAGAACUUGGAGUUUGAGGAAGAGGAGGAUGGCGGAGCAGGAACCCCUGACUUCUUCACUACCAGAGUUCCAGGAGCUGUAGAAGGUACUCUCCUACCACGACUGCCCUCUGAACCAGGCAUGGCUCUGCUUACUAUAAAGAUAGAAAAAAUUGGACUCAAGGAUGCAGGGCAGUGCAUUGACCCCUACCUGACAGUCAGUGUAAAAGAUAUUAAUGGAGUGGAUCUAACCCCUGUACAAGAUACCCCUGUGGCUACAAGAAAGGAAGACACGUACAUACAUUUUGCUGUUGAUGUGGAAAUCCAGAAACACAUCGAGAAAUUGCCAAAGGGAGCUGCUAUUUUCUUUGAAUUCAAACAUUACAAACCCAAAAAGAAGUUUACAAGCACAAAGUGCUUUGCAUUUAUGGAAAUGGAUGAAAUCAAAGCUGGAGAGAUUGUUAUAGAGCUAUACAAAAAGCCAACCGACUUUAAGAGAAAAAAGCUACAUUUGCUGACCAGGAAACCGCUGUAUCUUCACCUCCAUCAAACAUUGCACAAGGAAUGACUUUCUGUAGAUACUAAGGCAAAUUAACAAGUGUUGUGGUAACUGUGUGUGUGUACAGCAGAAUCCCAGUCAUACUAGGCAGCACAUCUGUGAUCAACAACGUGCAAUAACAGUAUCAGUUUCUCGAAGAGAACAUCUUGUGUCCAGUACUGCUGCUGGUUCAAUUCAGGGGAAAGUUUCAUGCUGAUUAACAUCCAGUUUAUUACUUUAGCAACUGAUUAAUACUGAACUGUUGGAGAACAACUUCACAAAGCAAGUCAUCACUUUUUAAAUCCAGACUGUGUGCUGUGAUCAUUGAGGCAGCAGCUUUAUAGUUAAUUGUUACACUAAAGGGAAGCAUUAAGUGGACAAAGGAUCUUGGCUUCUGUGUUUUAAUGUAGAGGUGUGAGUGGUGAACAGUAUGCAGUGGUACUUUUAACAAGAACCCUUCUGUCUGGCUGGAAACUUUGCUAGAAAUGUAUUUGAAGUGCCCUAGUGAGAUGUGUUUG